Messenger RNA from Centropristis striata (black sea bass), 1771 nucleotides. It is a transcript of the gene ccna1, whose product is annotated as cyclin A1. Gene Ontology annotation, biological process: mitotic cell cycle phase transition; regulation of cyclin-dependent protein serine/threonine kinase activity. The transcript is spliced from 9 exons. Lineage: Eukaryota; Metazoa; Chordata; Actinopteri; Perciformes; Serranidae. Gene Ontology annotation, cellular component: cytoplasm; nucleus; cyclin A2-CDK2 complex. Bases 257 to 1483 code for a protein of 408 amino acids. Gene Ontology annotation, molecular function: cyclin-dependent protein serine/threonine kinase regulator activity. The record is from RefSeq and is a predicted model, not a curated record.
GCCGUCUGGCUCGUGAUUGGUCAGAGAGCCGUUCAGAGGAAACAGCUGAUGAGGAAAACCUGAAGGAAACUUUAAUCUGACAGGAUUAAAAACAUCCGGCUGCUUUAAAUCUCUGAUCUCAGCCAGAGGUCGCUGUUUGACUACAAAAACACCACAAAUCAGAAAGUUUCCGGUGAUUUCUCCGCCUCAGUGGAAUGCAGCUUUCCGCUUCAUAACGCAACGUUCAACUGUUAAAACCACUUUGAUCCUUUUCACGAUGAACUUCAGCUCCAAUGCCCUCUGUGGCAAUCGCACCAGCAAAGAAAACGUUCCUUCUUCAAACAAAAGUGAUGCGCUGCAGGUCCAGAGAGCCAAGCAGCGCACCGUCCUCGGAGUGUUGUCAGAAAACGAGCAGCGCGGUCGAUCCCUCAGCCAGGGAAGCCAGUUUUCCAAGCACAGUUCGAUCUCAGACAGCUCCCAGCUGGCCUUCCUGGACCGUCCCUCCAGCUCCAGCUACGACGUUUAUGUUGAGGAGGCUUGUGAAGUUGUUCUGGCUGCGUCUGGCCAGGAAGUGGUUUCAGACAGCUAUUACCUAGAUGAUGAAACUGCUGCCUGGCAAAACGAAGAUUUGAGACUCCUGCUGGAAUUGAGUUCAAAUUCAGACCAGGAUGCUUCCAUGCAGUCCAACCCGAAUGAAUCCCUGAUGUCAGAGGAGGUGCUGCAUGUCUCCCAGUAUGCAGACGACAUCCACCUGUGCUUGAGGGAGAGUGAACUGAGGUCCAGGCCGAGGCCAGGCUACAUCGAGAGACAUCCAGAGAUCACCAACGGCAUGCGGGUCAUCCUGGUGGACUGGCUGGUGGAAGUCGUCGUAGAAUACAAGCUUCGUACUGAAACUCUGCACCUCGCUGUCAAUUAUUUGGACCGCUUUCUCUCCUGCACUGCUAAUGUGAAACGGGGCAAGCUGCAGCUGAUUGGCACAGCUGCAUUACUGAUUGCUGCAAAAUAUGAGGAGAUCUACCCUCCUGAGCUGAACGAGUUUGUGUACACCACAGACAGCACCUACACCAAGAAGCAGCUGGUCCGGAUGGAGCAUGUCCUCCUAGAGAUUUUAACUUUCAGGUUGGCCGCCCCGACCACCAACCAGUUCCUUCGCCUCUUCAUGUCCGUCCACUCCGUCUGUCCCAGCACAGAGAACCUCGCCCUGUAUGUAGCAGAGUUAAGCUUGCUGGAAAUCGAUCCAUUCCUAAAGUACACUCCAUCUUUAGUAGCAGCUGGAGCCUACUGUGUGGCUACGUACACUGUGAACAAAUCUCUGUGGCCAAACUCCUUAAAUGCCUUCACCGGUUACACCCUGGCUGAAAUCAUGCCCUGCAUGACCGACCUCUACAAACUAUACAGCAGUGCAGAGAGUCGCCCACAACAAGCCAUCAGGGAAAAGUAUAAGAGGUCAAAGUAUUGUCGUGUCUCAUUGAUUUCUGCACCUGCUGUCUGGCCGUUCCUAUGAAUAGCUGCCCCGCCCGUCUCUGACGCUUCUGCCAGAACAUUAUUAACCUGACAACAAAACAAACAAAGCUGAGCCAACUGCCAAUCCCAUAUAUGUCACACUUCAUCACCUUGAGAUGGGUCUUUUCUCUUUUUCUUCUUUUUUUUUUUUUUUACAGUUAAUGUCAAUUAAAGGAAUACUUUUUAAUAAAACCCUUAUACAUGACUGACAUAUUUACUUUGACUACUACUUUUAUGUGCAGGUGGUCAUGCAAAAAUAUUUUUUAAAGCUGUAUCAGUUGUUAUAUGU